GGUAUUGAAAAUGCCAAGCAUGUGGUUAUCCGAGCACCAGAGUCAGUUGCGCUUCCUUUCGCGGCCGUGGCAUUCAACUGCGUGUACUGUACUAACGCAUGCCAACAGAGAUCGGUGUGGUCUUCUGCUCAGCCGGCUUGCCAUGGGCAAUGUACGCUGCGUUCAACCCUCCACCCGUCGGAUUCCAUACUAACCGCAGUCCAGAUCCUCUUCCUCAUCGGCCUGACCCUCAUCAUCGGUUUCCAGAAGACCAUGGUCUUCUUCUCGCGUCCCCAGAAACUCAAGGGUACCGCCGCGUUUACCGCGGGUAUUAUCUUGAUCCUGCUCCGCUGGCCUCUGACAGGCUUCCUGAUCGAGCUGUACGGCCUGUUCAUCCUCUUCGGCGAUUUCCUCGUCACCAUCGGUCAAUUCGCGGGCAACAUCCCGGUCGUGGGACCUUAUAUUCAGCGCGGACUCGAGAUUCUGGCGGGUGGGAGGAGCAACGCCGAGCUGCCGGUAUGA
This is a messenger RNA of Penicillium riverlandense, 501 nucleotides long. RefSeq lists its product as uncharacterized. Lineage: Eukaryota; Fungi; Ascomycota; Eurotiomycetes; Eurotiales; Aspergillaceae. The record is from RefSeq and is a predicted model, not a curated record. Gene Ontology annotation, biological process: retrograde transport, endosome to Golgi; endoplasmic reticulum to Golgi vesicle-mediated transport. The transcript is spliced from 2 exons. The annotation marks the transcript as partial. Gene Ontology annotation, cellular component: Golgi cis cisterna; COPII-coated ER to Golgi transport vesicle; endoplasmic reticulum.